AUGUCUUUAGACUACCCAAAAGGAAUCUCGACGGAUUUCGACAACUCAACCCAAGACGACUGGACACCGAAUCUGCUCAGCCCUCAACUUGCUGCAGUGUACACACUCAUCGCCUGCUUGGCUGUGCUUGGUAACGGCAUGGUCAUCACCGUUAUGCUGCUCAGACGACGAGUGUUCAGCUCCUUCACGAAUCGUCUCAUCCUGCAUCAGUCAGUCAUCGACUGUGUUGCUGGCGUUGUGUUUUUCUUGUGGCGGGUAGUUUUACAGGUCAUCGAAAAACCAAUGUCCUUCGAGAGUAACAUUUAUGCGCAGUUAAUGUGUCGGUUCAUUAACUUUGAUUUGUUCGUGUGGUGCAUGAACGUGACAUCCACAUACAACCUCGUCAUCAUAUCGCUGGAGCGGUUUAUGGCGACUUGCCACCCGGUGAAGCAUCGCAAUACUUGUUCCUCAGUCAAGCUCAAGUAUGCCAUUGGAACUGCCUGGGCUAUUGGCUGCAUAUACAGUUCUCAUUUUGCAUUUCUGUUUGAAAUUAAUGAAGGAUAUUGUCAACUUACGGAAUUGGAGACUGGCUUGAGGGUUUUCCAGUUUUCAGCUGAGUUUACUAUUGAAUACUUGGUUCCCAUAACGAUCUUGGUUUGUACAUACGGCCGGAUAAUCUUCACGCUUACCAAGAAGUCUGCUAAUCCAAUGAUUGGUGCUCGUAAUACUACAAAUAAAGCCAAGAAAAACGUUCUGGUAACGACGAUUCUCAUAGGAUUAAUGUUUGUGUUGUGCUGGACACCAAUAGAAUUGUUGUUCCUGUAUAGUCAACUUACAGGAGAUUGGAACACUUCGUUGUAUGAUCCCUUUACUAGCCUAGUGGCCUGCAACAUGCUCGUCAAUCCGGUCAUUUACUGCUUCAAGUACGAGAAAUUUCGCUCAGAGCUGAGAAAACUAGUACUCAAGCGGUGUCGAAGAAAUCGAGUGGAGGAUGGGAACACCAUUUCAAUGUCAGCUGCUUCCUCAAGAAUGAACGCAAAUCGAAUGCAUGUUGGUGAAUCAUCUUAA
Molecule: messenger RNA, 1047 nt
Organism: Patiria miniata (bat star)
Lineage: Eukaryota; Metazoa; Echinodermata; Asteroidea; Valvatida; Asterinidae
Product: allatostatin-A receptor-like
Exons: 1
Coding region: 1-1047 (348 amino acids)
Biological process (GO): G protein-coupled receptor signaling pathway
Cellular component (GO): membrane
Molecular function (GO): G protein-coupled receptor activity
Source: RefSeq, a predicted model, not a curated record